Molecule: messenger RNA, 2596 nt
Organism: Clarias gariepinus (North African catfish)
Lineage: Eukaryota; Metazoa; Chordata; Actinopteri; Siluriformes; Clariidae
Product: probable G-protein coupled receptor 132
Exons: 4
Coding region: 88-1251 (387 amino acids)
Biological process (GO): G protein-coupled receptor signaling pathway
Cellular component (GO): membrane
Molecular function (GO): G protein-coupled receptor activity
Source: RefSeq, a predicted model, not a curated record
UCCCUCGCCAGUGUUUUUGUUCUGGAGGAGAAAGGCAUCAGGAUGUGACUGCUCCAAGGCAGUAGAAGUGGCUUCCUGCUGGGGGAAAUGAUCAAAAAAAUUCAGACAAGCCCCUUAUGGACGAAUGAAUCAUGCACUCUGACUUUCACAGGUCCUUGCACACCAAGCAAAGACUCUCAUAUAGGCAGAUGUAAGGAUCAACACACACACUGCAACGCAACAGCAGCUGGAGCGGUUAAGGCUUGGCAGCGUGAACAGCUAAAUGUUCAAACCUUCAAAUGUCUUUCAAAUGGGAAAGUCAUAGAAAUCAUGUUUAUGAACGUGACAAAUGGAAGCUGCAACAUUCCACUGGAGACAGAUCGGGUUGGACUAACCUACAUCUACAGCCUGUCUUUCUCUCUCGGCUUGCCAGCGAAUCUACUUUCGCUGUGGGGACUUUACCAGCUGGGCCGCUCGAGCGGAGGUGGUACUCAGCUGGUUUAUAUACUCAACCUCCUGCUGUCAGAUCUUCUUCAGUUGCUCACCUUGCCUCUGUGGAUCCUCUACCUACAGAGAGCUCAUCGCUGGCCCUUUGGCCCCAUCGCCUGUCAGUUGGUGGGCUAUGCUUUCUACGUGAACAUCUAUGCGAGCAUCGCCUUUCUAUGUCUUAUAGCACUGGACCGCUGUCUGGCCAUUGUGUACCCAUUAAGCAGCCGUUGUGUGAGGAAGGUACGGUUGUCCGUGUUGUCUGGAUUGGCCGUCUGGACUCUUGUGUUCCUGUUCUGUCUAACUGGUCUCUACCCAUCUGUAUUUGAGCCCCAGGAGGGUUUAUGUCUGGAGCAGUAUCCCGUCACACCAAGAUACGCUUACUUUAAAAUAGCCACGGUGAUACUGGGCUUCCUGAUGCCAUGCUCUAUACUCGGCUGCACGUCUGCCCGAAUCGGGAUAACACUCCGCAACUCGCCCUCCAUCUCUGAUCAUGAGCGCAACAAAAUUGUGGGCACCCUAACAGUCAUCACCAUCAUCUUCAUCGUGGUCUUCGGCCCCUAUCACAUGGUGGGCGGUUAUAGAGUCGUCGCGCUGCUUCUAACUGAAGACCAGUGUGCACUGGAACGCUCUAUCUACCUGCGCUACAGAAUCUGCUACGGAUUAACCAGUCUUAAUACACUGUUAGAUCCACUCUUCUACAUUUUUCUUUGUCAGAAUGCACGUCUUGAGCUCCAAAGAUCUCUCCCCUGUCUACCAUAUCCGCGCAGGUCAGAGGGCCCGUGACAUUUGACCCAGAAAAUAUGUAGUUGCCAGGGGCGGACUGGGUGCUUUUGGUGGUAAAAAAACAAGCCUGCUGGUUCUUUUGCGAAAAAAGUACUUAAAAGUUGUAUCAGGAAUUUUCGAUUUUGAUGAGCUGUCAGCAUCUGUGUGUCCUUGGGUCUGGUGGAAUGAGAGGCGUUCGAAGGCUACGUGUUGUGCAGCGAAGUGCAUUUCUGUGAUGACUGUCCCUUCAGGCAAGCAUACAGGCUCUGAAUACAAAUAGAAAGCUUUACAUUAGCAUGUUUGCAUUUUUCAAAUUUUUUAUACAUUAUAUUACUUAAGAUUUAUGCUUUAAAUCUGGGAGCAUUCCACAAAUAUUAUUAAUUUUUCAGAGAAGCGACGGACAGUACAGUUCCUAAGUGCAAUAGAAGGUAAACUGACUUAUUUACCAUAGUCUUUUUUUUCUACAUUCAUAAAUUUUAAACAAAACUACCUUUACUAAUUGAGUUUGUUUUCAAUUUUCCUUUUUUGAUUAAAAUAUGGUUACACUUUUACUAGUGUUUAAAAGUUGGUGCAUAUUAAUAAUUCAUUCGUGCUAUUCAUUAGCUAAGGUCCAGGUUUAUUACCACACUUUCAUUCACUGACCAAACAAGACUCAGCUUUUGUAUUACAAAACAGAUUUCUUUUUCCUCUUAUUCAAGGACAGAUCCCUUAAGCUGUUUCCUUACAGCACUAUUUCACCUUAUAAUAAUAAAACACCUUUUAAUAGCACAUUAAAUUGCCUACAGUACUCAUUCUGGUAUUGAUGUGUAAGUGGAAUGAUGUUUAUUGCAUGAUGAUGAGAAUACUUGAGUACAAGCUGUCCUCGUGCAUGCACUAUGAUUAGUUUUUUCAAGAUGUUUUUUUUCCACACGGCAGAUAUUUUCCAAAGUUUGUUCGCUUUUUUAUUUGCUGGCAGAGAGUCUUUAGUCAUUGGGUCCACCAACCAAAGUAAAAUAGUUUGCACAAUUAAAUUUUCCCAGGGUAAUGUGUUUGACUAAAACCAUAAAGAGGCUUAAAAACAUUUUAUGAGUUUUCCAGGCAAGUUGGAGCAGGAAGAUAUAAACCCGUCAGACAUGUGUCUCUCCAAAGCUGGAGAAAACUUCAAUGAAUAAGUGUGAGAUCUGGGUUAAAGGUCCAAAUCUUUUUUUUCUGUAUCCAAGAAAUGAAAAUAUAACACAUCGUUCCAAUGAUCUUUGUAGUCUCAUAAUAAUGAUUUGCGGAAGGAGAAUUGAUAAAAGAAUAAUGGAUAACAUCUUUUAAAAAACUUACACAAAAACACACACACAAAAAAAUGUGUCAAUUUUUAAACAUGUUUGUCAUUGUAUAC